ACAAAGAGAAGAGACAAGGCUAAUGCUGCACAUCCAAAGACAAUGGUUACAUUGAAAGGCUACUCCAAAAACACACCAGAACUAAAAAGAUGGCUGUGUGCUCCCAACACAUACCAGAACCAGGGAUACAGGCGUGCUCCCCAUACACACCAGAACCAGGGAUACAGGCGUGCUCCCUACACACACCAGAACCAGGGAUACAGGUGUGCUCCCUACAUACACCAGAACCAGGGAUACAGGUGUGCUCCCUACACACACCAGAACCAGGGAUACAGGCGUGCUCCCCAUACACACACCAGAACCAGGGAUACAGGCGUGCUCUCUACACACACCAUACCAGGGAUACAGGUGUGCUCCCAACACAUACCAGAACCAGGGAUACAGGCGUGCUCCCCAUACACACCAGAACCAGGGAUACAGGCGUGCUCCCUACACACACCAGAACCAGGGAUACAGGUGUGCUCCCUACAUACACCAGAACCAGGGAUACAGGUGUGCUCCCUACACACACCAGAACCAGGGAGACAGGCGUGCUCCCCAUACACACCAGAACCAGGGAUACAGGCGUGCUCCCUACAUACACCAGAACCAGGGAUACAGGUGUGCUCCCUACAUACACCAGAACCAGGGAUACAGGUGUGCUCCCUAUACACACCAGAACCAGGGAUACAGGUGUGCUCCCCAUACACACACCAGAACCAGUGAUACAGGCGUGCUCACCACACACACCAUACCAGGGAUACAGGCGUGCUCCCCAUACACACACCAUACCAGGGAUACAGGUGUGCUCUCUAUACACACACCAGAACCAGGGAUACAGGUGUGCUCUCUACACACACCAGAACCAGGGAUACAGGCGUGCUCCCUACACACACCAGAACCAGGGAUACAGGUGUGCUCCCUACACACACCAGAACCAGGGAGACAGGCGUGCUCCCCAUACACACACCAGAACCAGGGAUACCGGCGUGCUCACCACACACCAGAACCAGGGAUACAGGCGUGCUCCCUACACACACCAGAACCAGGGAUACAGGCGUGCUCCCUACACACACCAGAACCAGGGAUACAGGUGUGCUCCCUACACACACCAGAACCAGGGAUGCAUGAUACACCAAUAUUAGAGUCAGGCAUGUUCCCUACAGACACCAGAACCAUACAGGUGUGUGUUCCUUAUGCACACCAGAACCAGAAAGUAGAGUGAUCCCUCCACACAGUAUAACCAGAGACAGGCACAUUCCUGCACACACAAGAACCAGACACAAGCAUGUUGCCUGCUCUAGAUCCAGAGACAUAAGCAUGCUCCUUACACGCACUGGAACCAAAGAUAGAGGCGUGCUCCCUACACAUCUAAGAACCAGAGACAGGCAUGUUCCCUAUGCACACCAAAACCACAGACCAAUGUGCUCGCUACAUAAAGCAGAACCAGACAGGUGUGUGCUCCCCUACACACCAGAACCAUCUCCAGUCCUGGGAGCUGCCUCACUAGGCUACGAACACACUUUCCUCAUGUGUGACCAUGGGUUUGCAGUCAGAAGCAGAAUACGGCCUGAACAUCUGCAGGCCAGGUGCGCAUGGCAGCCAGGAAAGGGACUUCCCUUCGUGCUGGAAGCGAGUAUACUGGCUCCACUGGGACCGACCCUGGUGCUCUCUUGGCACCUGUCUCCUUGUAGAGCUGCAUUUGUCUUUCAGCCCAACACCUGGGUUUGUUUCCAGGCCUGGA
This is a messenger RNA of Oryctolagus cuniculus (rabbit), 1723 nucleotides long. The record is from RefSeq and is a predicted model, not a curated record. NCBI's taxonomy places the organism in Eukaryota, Metazoa, Chordata, Mammalia, Lagomorpha, Leporidae.